Messenger RNA from Parasteatoda tepidariorum (common house spider), 843 nucleotides. Its product is annotated as short-chain specific acyl-CoA dehydrogenase, mitochondrial-like. Gene Ontology annotation, cellular component: mitochondrion. The record is from RefSeq and is a predicted model, not a curated record. Gene Ontology annotation, biological process: fatty acid beta-oxidation using acyl-CoA dehydrogenase; butyrate catabolic process. Gene Ontology annotation, molecular function: flavin adenine dinucleotide binding; short-chain fatty acyl-CoA dehydrogenase activity. Lineage: Eukaryota; Metazoa; Arthropoda; Arachnida; Araneae; Theridiidae.
CUAAAGUUACUAUUUUAUUGUUCCCAGGUGUUUGCUACAACUGAUAAAGCUCUGAAGCACAAAGGAAUCAGUUGUUUCAUUGUUCCUAAACCAAUCAAUGGUCUCACAUUAGGCAAAAAAGAAAACAAAUUGGGUAUUAGAGGAUCAUCAACUUGUAACUUAAAUUUUGAAGAAUGUAAAAUUCCAAAAGAAAACCUCUUAGGGAAGCUAGGAGAGGGAUUUAAAAUUUCAAUGACCAUUCUUGAUGCUGGAAGAAUAGGUGUUGCAGGGCAAGCAUUGGGAAUUGCACAGGCUGCCCUUGAUUGUGCUAUUCACUAUGCUUCACAAAGAUUAGCUUUUGGAAAUCCUAUACUUGGGAAACAGGCAAUACAGAUGAAACUGGCUGAUAUGGAAACAAGAUUAGAAGCUGCUCGUUUGCUAACAUGGAAAGCUGCCAUGUUGAAAGAUGCUGGACAAAAUUUCACAAAGGAAUCUGCCAUGGCUAAACUUACAGCUUCUGAGACGGCGACAUUUGUGGCACAUCAGGCUAUUCAAAUAUUAGGUGCUAUGGGCUAUGUAACUGACAUGCCUGCUGAAAGGCAUUACAGAGAUGCAAGAAUAACAGAAAUUUAUGAAGGUACAAGUGAAAUUCAAAGGAUUGUUAUUGCAGGGAAUCUUACUAAAGAAUAUGGGCUCAACUAAUACUUUCCAAAUCAUAGAAAUGUAUUAAUUGAAAUUUGCAUUGUUCUAAAUGUACAUGAAUUUUUAUUGUUUUAAAUGAAAUAGAUAUACCCUAUUGUUUUAAAUAUACUUCACUUUUAUAGACUUGACUAAAGCUCUGAUCAAGCUUUGAUUAAACGCUAU